CGCACUGUUUCCAUGCGUGGAGCCGCAUAACAUCGGGAGAUUUCACAGACGGACACUUUCAACCCGUCCUGCUGUUUACUGAAGGUUUAUUUUCGUGGAUGUGAACGCGAACGGUGAAAAGAGCGAAACUCUUUUGAAAAGAGCGUGUUGUAAAGGGCUUUAAAGUUUGAAAUACUGUGCCGGUGCACGAGAUGUUGGUUUUGACAUCCGUUAUUGAUUGUUCGGAUUAAUUGCGCAGAGUGACCGUCUUUUUAAAACACUUCCUUUUCAUUCAGACGUUUUGGAUAUAUUUAAAACUGAAACACAAUGGAUUUGUUGACAGUGACAUGACAAUGACGUUUUCCUUAAUGAAAUCUUUUUUUCUUCAAAACAGCUGAACAUUCAGUGUCAGUUACUGUAUUAUGAAGCAUGAAUUGAAUUUCUGUUACAAACAAAACAAGACAAAUAUCAUCUGCAUGGCACUGGGUGUACUAAUAAUUAUAAGACUUUCUUGAGGUUAUCACAAUGGCCCACUGCAUAAAGAUCAUGAUUGUGCUUUUCCAGCUUACGAUUGCUGGAUCUUCACUGGAGAUUGGAGCAUAUGAUUUGGAGCGCGGCCGUCCGUCAAAAUGUGAACCCAUCACCAUUCCCAUGUGCCAGGGAAUCGGCUACAACAUGACACGGAUGCCCAACUUCCUGAAUUAUGAAAGCCAAGAGGAAGCUAGCAUUAAACUGAAUGAAUUUGCUCCUCUGGUGAAGUACGGAUGUGAUGUCCACCUGCGAUUUUUCCUGUGCUCUCUGUAUGUGCCAAUGUGCGCCGAUCAAGUGUCCACCACUAUCCCAGCAUGCCGUCCUAUGUGUGAACAGGCAAGACAGAGGUGUUCACCCAUAAUGGAACAAUUCAGUUUCAGAUGGCCGGACUCAUUGGAUUGCUCAAAGCUGCCAACCAACAACGACCCGAACGCAUUGUGCAUCGAAGCUCCCGAAAAUGACACUCAACCUGUGACUAAGAAAGGUGAGGGAAUGCUGCCAGUUCUUCCGAGGUCCAGGGAACCCACAGCAGGGAGUGGACGUACUUCAAGCGGCUUGCGGUCCUGUGAUAACCCGGAGAAGUUCCAGUACGUGGACAAGAGUGAGUCAUGCGCGCCUCGUUGUACUCCUACGGUGGAUGUCUACUGGUCUAGGCAAGAUAAGGACUUUGCAUUCAUUUGGAUGGUGGUGUGGUCAACGCUUUGCUUUGUUUCUACAGCAUUCACAGUUCUUACCUUCCUCCUCGACCCGCAGCGCUUCCAGUACCCUGAACGCCCCAUCAUCUUCCUCUCCAUGUGUUACAAUGUCUACUCUGUGGCCUUCAUCAUCCGCUCGGUGGCUGGGGCUGAGAAUAUCGCUUGCGAUCGGGAAAACGGAGAGCUCUACAUUAUCCGAGAGGGUUUGGAGAGCACAGGUUGCACCAUAGUCUUCCUCAUCCUCUAUUACUUUGGCAUGGCCAGCUCCAUUUGGUGGGUCAUCCUCACCCUCACUUGGUUUCUUGCAGCUGGACGAAAAUGGGGCCACGAGGCUAUUGAGGCGCACAGUAGCUACUUCCAUAUGGCCGCCUGGGGUAUUCCUGCGGUAAAGACCAUAGUCAUCCUCACUAUGAGGAAGGUGGCUGGGGAUGAGUUGACGGGAUUGUGUUAUGUGGGCAGCAUGGACAGUAAUGCUCUCACUGGAUUUGUCUUGAUCCCUCUAUCCUGUUAUCUCGUUGUUGGGACUUCUUUCAUCCUUACAGGGUUCGUAGCGCUCUUUCACAUCCGCAAAAUCAUGAAAACCGGUGGCACCAACACAGAAAAACUGGAGAAGCUCAUGGUUAAGAUUGGAGUCUUUUCCAUUCUCUACACGGUGCCUGCUACUAUUGUCAUCAUAUGCUAUUUCUAUGAAAGGCUCAAUAUGGAAUACUGGAAGUUCAAAGCUCUGGAAAACAAGUGCGUGUCCUUUCCUGGUCGCAGGAGCGAGGACUGCACCUUGGACUUGUCAGUUCCCACAGUGGCUGUGUUCAUGCUGAAAAUUUUCAUGUCAUUAGUGGUGGGCAUCACUAGUGGGGUUUGGGUAUGGAGUUCAAAGACACUUCAGACCUGGCAGGGGUUGUGCAACAGGAGAUUGGCCGUGCAAAUGAACCGCAAGCCCUGCUCCAGUGUCAGCUGCAGCAGCUCCCACUGUCAUUACAAAGCACCGGCUGUGACACUUCACACGAAUAAAACAGACAUGUACACAGACAGUCCCACACAUGUUUGAGACUAAAGGCCUCUUCUCUGGAGCCAUGCACAGACUUUUGAGGCUAAUAUCAUGAUGAAAUUCUCAGUUUCGAGUAAAGUCACAACAUUUUUAAGGGGUGGCAUUCAUAAGCCAUUCCUUGACAUAGAGGUCACUUCAUUAAAAGUGAAGGUUUGUGUAAAUGCAGCAAAUUGCAGAAUGCUUUAUUUAUUGUGGAAAUUUAAGGUGUAUAGUUUUAUACUGUAUGUGCUAUACUGUAUAUAAAGAAGAGUUUUAAAUAAUUUUACAGUAUGUUAUUUUUUUCUCAAAAGAGGAGCAAUAAAGCAUUUCUUAUUAUUUGUUUUCUCUGUUAAAGUUUUUAAAAUGUUUAUUUUGUGAUAAAGUUUCACCAGUGUUACAUGCAAAAUGUACAUGUAAAUCUUUUUUUUUUAAAACAUUUUUGAUUAAAAUGGAUUUUAAAUGGUAGAAAUAAAGUACACAUUUAUUAAGUUUAGUAGGAAUAAUUUUCUAUACAGUGAAAAAUAAAAAAGUUUAUUAUUAUUAUUAUUAAUUUUCUUUGCCAAGUGUGUAUUAUUUAAAACACUAAUUCAGUACUGCAUUCAGUUCGAUUUAUAUAAGAAUAUAAACUACUGAAAAAUCAGGAUCACAAUUCUCAAUCUUCUCUGAUAACACAUCUGCCUAGCACCAAAUGUAAAGUAAGUGAUUAUGUUACAACGGGAUCCAUUUAUGUUUACAGUUGUCAAAUCCUCUUACAAAACCACCAAGCCAACUUACAUUAAAGUGCGAAGUUGCAGUCAGCUGAGAAUGAUACUGCUAUACAUUUAUGAAAAAUGAAACUUGUUUCUUUAGCCUAAUUCUUUUAACCUUUUUUUUAAACAUACAUUUAUGAUUUGUUUUCUGAAUGUACAAUUCUGCGAUUAGGAGAUCAUAGGCUGAUGAAGAGGAGAUACUGUAUGUUUAGAGUAGUUCUGUACAUAUCUCAUAUCAGACUUUUUUUACUGUUUUAAUGUCUUAU
This is a messenger RNA of Carassius carassius (crucian carp), 3244 nucleotides long. Its product is annotated as frizzled-9. Lineage: Eukaryota; Metazoa; Chordata; Actinopteri; Cypriniformes; Cyprinidae. Gene Ontology annotation, molecular function: Wnt-protein binding; Wnt receptor activity. Gene Ontology annotation, cellular component: plasma membrane. Bases 505 to 2250 code for a protein of 581 amino acids. The transcript has a single exon. Gene Ontology annotation, biological process: canonical Wnt signaling pathway; non-canonical Wnt signaling pathway. The record is from RefSeq and is a predicted model, not a curated record.